AUGAUGGACAUGAAGAUGGCCGAGGGCACACCCUGGCUCGAUCAGCCGGUGAUGCUUCAUUCGUCUCGCGCCGACAAGUGCAAGCUGACCGAGUCUCAAUGUCUCUAUCGCAACUAUCACUGGCGAUACUGGUACCAAGCCGACCAUGUUUACGCAUUGAACACCGUCUACUUCAUGUGUGCGGUGAUUGGGGUGUUCGCGAUCUCGAACUUGCUUGUACGAUUCGCUCCAGAUAGAGUGAAACGGACCAGACCAUGGCGCAUGUUCACCUCUGCCUCACGAUACCUUUCUUAUCGUGGAUAUCGAUUGCCUGCGCUGCGAUAUUGGUCUCCAGCAUUAGGGGUGGUGAUUCUAGGUGCUGUAGGCGCUGUCUUCUUCUUCGCGAUGACACUCGGCCCGCAACCUUAUUACUGGCCAACAGAUGCUUCUUAUGGAAGUAGUCCUCCGAUUGCGACUCGAUCGGGCUGGAUGGCUCUUGCGCUGCUUCCAUUUGUACUGGCACUGAGCACGAAAGCUAACAUGAUCUCUGGCGUGACCGGUAUUCCGCAUGAGAAACUUCAAGUGUUUCACCACUGGACUAGCUAUGCGAUGUUUGUGUUGGCCUUGAUUCACACCUUCCCUUUCAUCAUAUAUCAUAUCUGGAAGGGGGAUAUGAUGUAUCAGUGGAAGACAAGUGUCGUUUACUGGACAGGGGUUGCUGCUCUCAUCUCACAGACAUAUUUAACCCUCAUGUCUUUGCCAUUUAUUCGCAAUCGAUUCUACGAAUUCUUCAAAGCCACGCACAUCUUCGUGGCAGUGGUAUUUGUCGUGUUUUUCUUCCUUCACUGCGAUUUCCGGCUCUCUUCUUGGGACUACUUCAUAGCCUCAGGCGUGAUCUAUUUCUUAAGCAUCAUAGCCAGUCACAUCCGUACCUAUCUAAUGCACGGCAUCCACAACGCGACCAUCGAACUCGUCCCUAGCGGUCUUGUCCGCGUUGCAGUCCCAUCAAUCAUCAAAUGGACACCAGGCCAGCACGUAUUCGUGCGCUUCCUCACAUCAGACUUACACCUACUCACCGCCCACCCCUUCACCAUCUCCUCCGCAUGUCGCAAUCCAGACGAAAUAGGAAAAGCCUCAGAACUAGUAUUCUACAUCAAAAUCCGCAGCGGUGUCACCGGACGCCUUGGAGCAAUGGCAUCUAAGAAUCCAGGCUGCACGAAGAAGAUAUUAAUGGAGGGACCAUAUGGCGGCGUCAGCGAACCUCACAUGGCGCGAUUCGACACGAUUUUAGUGAUAGCCGGCGGCUCGGGAGGCGUGUUUUCACUAGCCAUGGUAGACGAAGCACUCCGGCUGACGGGGAUAAACGCACCGGCAGGCGAGAAACAAGCACUGUCCCGCCGGAACCUCCAAGUCGUCUACUCGACGCGCGACCACGCUAUGGUAGACUGGUACAUCGAUGAGAUCAAAUCACGGCUGUCUGAGUCGGACAUGUUAUCCGCGCAGUCGAACAACGGAUUCGAGACUGCGGUAUCUGUGCACAUAACUGACCCGCAGGGAUUGGGAAUUUCUUCUGCUUCGGAAUCUGACGAUGUUAAGAGCACGUUUGGUAAGGUGCCGCCGGCUGAGAUUACCACUGCGGGGAGUUUCAGUUUGAAUGUUCACCGCAAUGCUCGGCCUGAUAUUCCUAGUUUGGUUGCGCGCACUGUUGCCAUGGCACAUGUUCAAGGGACACAUCUUCAGAAGAAGCAGCGGGUUGGGAUUUUGGUUUGUGGUCCUGCUUCUAUGCUACAUGAUACUCGGAAUGCGGCGGCUUUGGCGCAGGCCAGGGUGUUUGGGGGUGAGAUUGAGGAGUUGUAUUUGCAUUCCGAGCCUUUCGUGUGGUGA
Penicillium roqueforti is the source of this 1863-nucleotide messenger RNA. RefSeq names its product ferric reductase family protein. Gene Ontology annotation, biological process: intracellular iron ion homeostasis; copper ion import; iron ion transport. Gene Ontology annotation, molecular function: ferric-chelate reductase activity. Gene Ontology annotation, cellular component: plasma membrane. Bases 1 to 1863 code for a protein of 620 amino acids. The record is from RefSeq and is a predicted model, not a curated record. The transcript has 7 exons. Lineage: Eukaryota; Fungi; Ascomycota; Eurotiomycetes; Eurotiales; Aspergillaceae.